GCCAGCCCGGACGCCGUAGCUCGUCAUUCAUGUUGCUUGGAGAAGGCAGACGUGUAUAUAGCAGUCGGUCGGUGCGGAAAUACAUUGCGGACGGUGUGGAGAGCAUAUUCUAUGGCCAUGGAGGUGGAGAAUCCGAUGUGUGGUAGACUCCAGGGUCCGGGGCCGGGAGGUGGCCAGGUGGGAAUGCAUUCCCUGGAUCAGCUGGCAUGGAGUUCUUCACUGUUUGAUGAAUUGAACGGCUUAGUUGAUGUUGAUGACGAUUUAUUUCAAGAUGGCGAAUGCAAUAUCUUUGCGGACAAUUUUGAUAAUUUGGACUUUACUACAGACCUAAUGUCUUGGAAUUCUCAGCAACUGAAUGAGCAAUGCUUUACAGAAGAUUGGAACAAUCCGGAUCCCUUGUCUUGUGCAUCUUCCAGCUGUUCUGUUCAGUCUCCUCUGUCUAUUGAUUCACCAUCCUCUUCAUCACAGUUUGUGCCGGAAGAGAUUGAUAUUUCCUCCAGUGUUCAGAUGUCUCCAGUCUCCUUAUACUCUGAAGCUUCAAUAAGUCCCAGUUCACCAGAACAGUCUGACGAGAAUCUUGUAGUCACAACACCCACCAAAACGGUUCUAAAGGCAACAAUUCAAGUAGAACAAAAUCUCUCAAGUGCAAAGAUCAAUACAAAUGGCAAAACACCAGUAAAGAAGAGAAAACUUCCACCUGUGGUGCCAAAGACAGCGAUUCAGCCAAAAGCCAUUCUGAUUCCUAACACUGCAAAUAUCCAGCCUGCCUCAGGAAGCACUGCUAAAACCAUUAUAUUUCAGCCGCUUGCAGCACUGCUACAAAAACAGUCUCUGAUUGCCAUUCAGCCAGCACGACCAGCCGGUAAGCAGAGAUUUGGACAACAAGUUGUACUUGCCCCGUCUACAGUUGUUCAGCUCCCUACAUCUGGGAUUGUUGCAGGACAACCUGUCUUGGCUGUGAAUGGAGGAGCAGCACCAUCUGUAAAUAUCCUGUCACACAUUGGACUUAAUCAUGACAAUACAACAACAGUGAAGUCUUUUAUCCAUUCACCAGUUCGAACUCCUGACUGUGAAACAGAUAUGAAUGUUACACGGAGGCAACAAAGGAUGAUCAAAAAUCGUGAAUCUGCCUUCCAGUCUAGAAGAAAAAAGAAGGAAUACAUGCAGGGUUUGGAAAUGCGUCUGAGAUCAGCCUUAUCUGAGAAUGAGCGGCUCAAGACAGAAAAUGGCUCUUUGCAUAAACUGUUGGAAGAGGUUGUAUCAGAGAAUCAUAAACUUAAAGUGACUGCUCCAAAGAGGAGAGCUGUCUGCCUGAUGAUGGUGGCUGUAUUUUUAAUGAUGAAUUUCAACCCACUUAGUGUUUUAGAAUCCACUUCUGGGGAAUUUGACAUGGAGGUCAGGACUGUUAAUCAUAAUAGACGCCUGCUAGAGUUUUCACCUGGCAAAAUCAAUGUGAAAGACAAGGAUGCCCCACAAAGUGAUUUCAGUUCUCGACAUUUCAUGUCAACUGAAAAGGCAUUGAUGGUUGUGAAGGAGGAGCCAUUACUUUACAUUCCGUCUCCUCCUCCUUGUCGACCCCAUAUCAACCAAACUGAAACCCUUCGGUUAAACCAAGAACUCCGUGUCUGGGUCCACAGACAUGAAGCUGAGAGAACAAAGACCAGGCGAACAAUUAGUACCCAUAAACCUCAAGCUAUACAGAAGCAAGAUGGCAAAGGUGAUGAAUCGCAACUUGUAACAAUGCAAUACACAGAUACAAGUGUAAAGAACUCAAAUGAGCUGCAGAUUUAUUACUCUUCACCAAGGAGCUACCAAGACUUUUUGGAAGCCAUCCGCAGGAGGGGCGACACGUUUUAUAUUGUGUCUUUCCGAAGGGACCAUUUGCUGUUGCCAGCCACCAACAGAAAUAAGACCACCAGGCCAAAAAUGUCAAUAAUUUUGCCAUCUAUGAAUGUAAAUGAAAAUGUGAUUAAUGGUCAAGAAUAUGAAGUGAUGAUGCAAAUCGACUGUGAAGUAAUGGACACCAAAAUUUUACAUGUUAAAUCUGCAUCCAUUCCUCCAUUCCUUCGAGAACAGAGAGAGAACCAAACCAAGUCAUUUUACAGCUCUGCCUCAUCAAGCUCAGAACAAACCCAUGUCCUUGGAACCAUCAGUGAAUCUCCUCUCUGAUUGCUGAAAAGUCCAUGUACUCAGUAUUUUUAUCUAUGUUAGCAAUAAUUAUAACAGUAAGCCCAGGUUCACACUGGGCUGCGGGAGUGAAGCUGUGCGAGUUUAGCUGAACUCGCACGAUUUCACUCCCGGG
Messenger RNA from Rana temporaria (common frog), 2302 nucleotides. It is a transcript of the gene ATF6, whose product is annotated as activating transcription factor 6. NCBI's taxonomy places the organism in Eukaryota, Metazoa, Chordata, Amphibia, Anura, Ranidae. Gene Ontology annotation, molecular function: RNA polymerase II cis-regulatory region sequence-specific DNA binding; DNA-binding transcription factor activity, RNA polymerase II-specific. The record is from RefSeq and is a predicted model, not a curated record. Bases 112 to 2169 code for a protein of 685 amino acids. Gene Ontology annotation, cellular component: nucleus. Gene Ontology annotation, biological process: regulation of transcription by RNA polymerase II; endoplasmic reticulum unfolded protein response. The transcript has 17 exons.